This is a messenger RNA of Cynara cardunculus var. scolymus (artichoke), 1977 nucleotides long. Its product is annotated as protein FAR1-RELATED SEQUENCE 5-like. Gene Ontology annotation, biological process: regulation of DNA-templated transcription. Gene Ontology annotation, molecular function: zinc ion binding. The record is from RefSeq and is a predicted model, not a curated record. Lineage: Eukaryota; Viridiplantae; Streptophyta; Magnoliopsida; Asterales; Asteraceae. Bases 1 to 1977 code for a protein of 658 amino acids. The transcript is spliced from 8 exons.
AUGGAUCCCAUCUCCUUCAACGAGACAUUCGUCAAGGAUAUCUUUGAUGAAAUCGAUGGCAUUAACGGUAAACGUAAAGGUGUUGUUCAUGAUCGUGAAUUUACAACUGUAACUAAUGAUGACAAAGUUUAUGCAGAGUUUGACGAUGAUGAUGUUGCGUCUUUGAGUAAUGAAAAUGAAGAUUAUCGAUAUCAAGACAUGGGGGAAACGUCUGAUGGGUCGAAAUAUUGGUUUCCUAGUGUAGACGUAAAAUAUAAACCUAAGGUUGGUGAUUCUUUUGAGUCUGUAGAAUCGGCUGAGAAAAUGUAUCGGAAAUAUGCCAAUGAAGUUGGGUUUGAUGUACGUGGUCGUACAAUCCGAAAUUCAAAUAUCAAGCGUUCCGGUUGUGGAGCAUGUUUAAAAAUUCACCUUGUUAAAGAACCGAACCAAUACGAAGUUUACAAGUUCGUUGAGCAACACAAUCACAUCCUUUUUAAUAAAGAAGAGAUGAGGUUUUCCCGUUCCAAAAGGCAACUCCACUACGCUGAUCAUAAGAAUGUAUUUCAUGGUUCUAGUUCCAAGGUUGGCGUCACCAAAUCUCAUAGAUUUAUAAAAGCCGUUAAGGGUGGUGUAGAUUCAUCGGGUGGCACUGUAAGAGAUCAUCAAAACUUCAAACGCGAUAUGACAUAUUUUGUUGGCAAUAAAGACGCACAAAUGUUAUUAAAUGUGAUGGCUAAUAGGAGGAAGGUUUGUCUUGAGUUUUUUUUCGAGUACAAGUGUGAUGACAAGGAGUUAGCAAUUUUUUGGGCUGAUGAGACUGCACGAUCAAAUUAUAGGGAAUUUGGCGAUGCAAUAUCAUUUGAUGCAACGUUUAGGACCAACAAGCAUGCUAUGAUAUUUGUUCCGUUCGUUGCAAUUGACAAUCAUAAGAAAUCCGUUGUUGUUGGAGCUGCAUUAAUUUAUAAUGAAUCUGUAGUUGAUUACACAUGGAUUAGUAAUUACCUCCAACACCGCACGCAGUUCGUUAGUAAAUUUAAUAAGUUGACGUGGAACGUUCACCUUGGUCCUAAUGAAUUUGAGAUGCAAUGGAACAAUCUGAUCGAUUUUUAUGGAUUACGUGGAGAUCCAUGGUUUGAUGAAUUGUACAAUAUUAGGGAGUCGUGGAUUCCGGCUUACUAUAAGGAUUAUCAUAUGUCAGGCCUAAUGAAAACAACAUCCAGGUCGGAGAGCAUCAAUGCGAUUUUUAACGUUUAUGCACAUUUUUGGCAUGAUCUUGUUGUUUUUCUCCGUUCUUUUGAUAAUGCAGUUGAAAGUCAACGGGCAACACAUGGGUCACUAGAGGUGACAACCAAGAGCACGAUUCCUCGAUUGGUGUCCCCUUGCAAGUUGGAAGCUCAUGCAGCAGAGGUGUAUACACGGACUAUAUUUUUCGAAAUUCAGAAAGAGUUAAGAAAGGCUGUUUGGCUUUGUGGCUGGGAUGGAUUCACUGACAUUGGUGAAACCAGAGUGUACAUCAUUACUCACAAGAACAAGGCUUCGAAGGUCACAACAAAGUACACGGUGAUUAAGAACAAGAUGGAAAACUCCUACGAUUGCAGUUGCAAUUGUUUUGUUCGUAAUGGGAUUUCAUGUCGUCACGCUCUCAAGGUGAUGUUAAAUGACGAGGUUGACAAAAUUCCCGAUAAAUAUAUACUUCGUCGUUGGCGACGCGAUCUAGUUCCCGUGGAGUGGUUACCAGCACAUUUCAGAUAUGGUGAAUCACACACUGAAGAGACCACAUCGUCUAUUAAAGAGUUUCUUGGAGUAUCUCAACCCGAAACUGUUGAUGUUCUUCCUCCCACCGGUAUUCGAAACAAAGGUUGUGGAACUGGUAAGAGACUUAUUAGCGCUGCAGAGAAAGCAAUUCCAAACGGAAAAAAGCAGAACAAAAAGUGUCGACUAUGUGGUCAGAUGGCUACACAUGAUUCUCGGAAUUGUCCAAAGCGUGAUUACAUUUAA